CCUCCCCUCUGUGCAGCCAAUCAUGACCGUUGGACCAUACAACGGAACCGUUCAAUCCAAGUCCUUCGUUCAAAAUGCUCUGCAGCAGUAUCUAAAAGAUUUGGACGAGAAAUCUAAAGCCAAGGACUUCUUCACUCAAUUCUACGACGAAAGCAAGCCGCUUAAACCCAGCGAGAUCAACCGUAUUCUCCAGGCUAGUGUUGAUGAGCGUUGGACGAAACCAUCGACAACUAGAGGAGUUCUCUCCGCCGUUGCCGUUGCGCAGAAGGAGCUUGACGGUGUUGCAAAUGCACUAACGCCGCUCGAUCCAACACCUGCGUCGAGCAUAGUGUGGUCUUGCAUUGGUGCCCUUGCAGCCGUUGUUGACCGAUACUACGAGAUCCCUGACAAGAUUGCGGAGGCGCUUGAUGAUCUGAAGGACACUCUUAAUCGGCUGCCUAACUAUGAGCGUCUCUGUCUUUUCGAAGGGUCUUCCGACCUGGAAGAAUCGCUCUGCCAAUCUUACGUGGACAUCUUUUGCUUCUGGAAUAAAGUGUAUGAAGAACUUCGCCGUUCAAAGGCGACGGUGCGGAAUUUUCUCGGAUGGAGGAUACCUGUACCCGUUGGGGACCGGCGCCUUUCUUCCCAGAGUGUUGAACAGCAAUGCUGCCGCUGGGUCUUCGAACACGAUGUAUACCAGGCGUGGCACAAGAGUGAGGAUCCCCCUCCCCGAGCACUAUGGGUGCACGGUCCUCCAGGGUCUGGCAAGUCCGUACUUUGCUGGAGCGUAGUUCGUUCCAUAGAACAGGAGCAGCCCUCUGUCGCAGUGAUCUCCCAUUUCUUCCGAUUCGACCAGAGUUACACCACAUUAGAGGUGCUCAAAUCGCUUGCCGCGCAGCUGUGGGAAACAUGGCUAUCGCGCCACCCCUCUGACUCCGACCUCCUUGAUACCCUCGUUCAUCUCGUAGAGGACAAGACCAUGGAUCCCUUCUCGCAGGUCCUCUCAAUCUUGAAAGCGCUGGUCCAGACUUUUCCCGUAGUAUACUUCUUCAUCGACGGAGUCGACGAAGAAGUGACUAAGAAGACAAGUGCUCGUUCGGAUAAUGAGCACCACGGCCCUCCGAAGCAUGCACUCGGGGUUCUGGACGAGAUUGAGAAGUUUAUCGCGUUGAAUGCGGAGGGACACACGGCCCUCCGUCUCUGGGUUAGCUCUCAAGACGUCCCCUACACCAGGCAAAAGUUCAAGGCGUACAGCCCCUUCGAUAUCAAACACGCCGUUAAGGCUGGAGUCAGCUGCUAUCUUUCCCGCGCUAUCAGUCACCUCACCGUCGUGCCACCCGAACGACGGGAGGCCAUCCUACACCAGCUGCUCGAUCGUGCAGAGAGCAAUUUCCUGUGGGCACAUCUCAUAGUCGUGGAGCUCAGCAAGACCUCUGACGUGGACGAGAUGGACCGGGUUCUGAGGGAAGGGCGUGCGGAGAACUUGGACCAAUACUAUGGAAAUUUUUUCAAGAAUUUAUUGAGCGACGGCAAAGCCUCGAAAUACAGCGACGUGUUCUCUCUGGUAACAUUUGCGAGGCGACCGCUCAGGAUCGGUGAGAUUCAGGAGGCCGUGGCGAUCCUCAAAAGCGAUGGUGAAGAACUCGACAGCCGGAAAAUGCCCUUCCCACCCAAGCUCUUCGAACUAUUCUCCCCUCUCAUCGAAGUACAGGAUGACCACUCCGUCAACACGCGUACAGACUCGUCUUCAUCUCGAACUACACGCGACUCGGAUGAUAUCGAUUUGGCAAAGUCAUGCCGGCUUUUUCAUUCUACGCUCUUCGACUUUUUGCGCAGACACGCGGAUCUUCUCUGUGGCGACGAGGCUAGUUCGAGUGACGAGGGGGGAAAGGAGAGUCAGACAUACACAGACUUUCGUGUUUGUCCGCUGCGAAUCGCAGACGCUUGUCUUCGAUAUCUCUCGCAGGCCAAAUACUCGCAGCUUCUGAGACGGCAGACGAACGGCUGGGUCGAUAGAGAUGGAUACCCCGUCUCAGAACAGCACUUCCUUACGUAUAGUGCGAAAAACUGGGAUAAGCACCUCGACCUAGUUCGUCCCGACGGCGAAGACUUUGUCUUCCCAUCUUUCGUUGCCUUUGCUGGCGCCUUGGCGAAAAUCGCGAUUCAAUACCAAGGACGUGUGCAAGAAUUCCUCAGCUCAUCCAACUUCCAGACCUGCAUUCAGGUGCAGAGCUUGUGGAUCGCUGGUUCGUUCAGCCCGUACCGAGUGCGCGGAGACUAUGCGCCGGGUCGCGUCUGGGUGCAGCGAAGUCUCCCGCGCUGGCUUGGAAUGAGCAAGUACGGCAGAGAUUACCAUCGCUUCUGGUGGGACUGGCACCUGUUCCUUUCUUGCGUCAACUGCGAUGAUCUGGCUUGUCCGUUCCGGGCGUGCAUGGGAGAAGUAGAUCGAUGCUGGUGGGGAUCCAUGGGGUCCUCCAAUUUCCUGUCGAGAUCGCAGAGCCGCUAUCACUCCUUCCGAUUCAGCUUGGCGGACGACGACGACAGCCAUGACGACGACGACGACGAGGAGGCAUCAGCGAUUCGUCUUGACUACCAGACUGCGCUUGCUACACGGGACGGUGUACAGGUUCUACGACUCAUCUCUGCCUCUGGUGGACAACUGAAAUUCACUCUGGAGACGUGGACAUACGGCGCGGACAUGUCUCCGACCUCUCCGAAAUCCCAGAGCUUCCAGGUCGACGAGACUUCUUGCAACGCGUCGUUAUAUGCUGCCAAUGGCACUAAUGGCACGAAAUCGUACAGGAUGUGCGGAAGCGGAGGUGCGCCUAUUGCUUCCUUCAGCGACGACGGCCAGUGCCUUCGCAUCGGCACACAGCUAUAUCUCGCCGACGACAGCAAUGAGUACCGCAUCUUUGCCAGCAUAGUCGCGCAGGAGGAAGAAUAUAUAGAGGAGAUCGCGGGAUACGAAGGUGUCGUGGCGAUUGCCAGCCGGCGAACCGCCUCCGCAGCCGCGGAUGAAGGUUGCAAUCCUACGCAAACGAACCAAGCUGCCUAUCCACAGAAGGAUGAUAGCGACAGCGACAGCGAGUGGGCGGAGACUGACGACGAGGACGUUUCCGAGUCAUCUAGCGUGUUCGAUGAUAAAGGAUACGAGACAUGGAGUGAAUGCUCCUCCGCAGAUGCCGGACCAGACAGUACCGAGGACGAGUCGGGCUCAGACUACGUGCACACCCCGGGUGAUCAAAGCGAAGCCGACAGCGACUCAUCCGACUCCGAGGUAGACAACAGCGACGAAGAGAUUCACGAUGACGCACAGCCAACGCAGGAUGAGGAUCGCGAUUCGGUUAGCAGCGGCGGUUAUGCAGACAGUGACGACGGUAUCGAUCCUUCAGCUUUCGCUUUCGGACAGGUUCGUCCGUAUGCGGACAAAGAUUUGUCCAGGCGCAAGAGGCGAAAUGGAACGAAGACUUCAAACGGCUCUACCUCUCCCGAAGAGAAGCAAGUCUCGAUCCGCGUCUUCACGUCUGAGGGGAGACUCUUCAAUUUCCGCAGGAAGAUCUCAUCCACCCUUUCUAACUCUCCCCCAGUCCUCCAUCCGAUCGAACCUCUUCUCGUUUGGCCUAUUGGAGGAUGGGAUGUCCUUUUCGCUGACUACGAGGAUAACACCUACUUCGUUCGUGAACUUGGCGCGACGUCUAGUAACGCGUCCAACCUCCUCAUGAAAUGUCGCUUCACAGAAGAUGGUCGCUAUCUCCGUGUCGCGGCUUUCGAAGGCCGCCAAGUACAGGCUCAACACCCGGAGGAGGACGCACAGACGCAUGUUACGAUGCUCGUGCACUCCUACCGGCUCUGCUCUCAGAAGCCUACACGAACACCACCGACCUUGGUCCAUACGUCUCGGAUCGAUCUUGGCGAAUUUGAACGCUCGCAGCUUUGCCCACGGCUACCUUGUACGCUAACAUGGACCAAUGAUCACGUAUACGUGACCUGGAGUGGACUGACACUUGUGGUGUACCGUAUCCCACUAUUCCACCAACAGGCACGCGACGUCUCCAACCUCGACAUGGAGGUGCGACACCCGAAGGAGACUAUACUCUUGCCAGCAAGCGCGAAAAACCGCGACGUCUUCUUUUUCCCAGCAGAGGCCACGCCCUUCGCGCAGGUUAUCAUCGGCGGUCCGGUUAUCAGGGAGAAAGUGGCAGUCCCGUCCGCAGGCGAUCUGACAACCCCUCUUGGGUGUCUCUUGCACCCGGAGGAUCACUUGGGCGGAUGGCUGACUGCGGAAAAUGCUGCAAAGAAGUCGCGGUACAGGGAGGCUGGCCAGUUCAACGUGCCCCUGGAGCAAUUUGAUCCUGACGUGGACUGUGUCCUGGAGCCUUUCCUCUGGCAGGGAUGA
Messenger RNA from Phanerochaete carnosa HHB-10118-sp, 4375 nucleotides. RefSeq lists its product as uncharacterized. Bases 23 to 4375 code for a protein of 1450 amino acids. NCBI's taxonomy places the organism in Eukaryota, Fungi, Basidiomycota, Agaricomycetes, Polyporales, Phanerochaetaceae. The transcript is spliced from 9 exons. The record is from RefSeq and is a predicted model, not a curated record.